GCGACACCCAGGCCCCAAUUCCCAGAGGAAUUGCAGAUCCAAAACGGGGGAAACCAGGUUUCAUCAGGAGUGGAUUUUCCUGUUGAGCCAGACGGGCGGGAUCCCUCCCACUGAUGCUUGCCAGAUCCACCAGCCAGUUGCUCUCAGGUGUUUCAGGAUCCCGGGGAGCCACGCAAGGGAACUGGGUUCUGGAAGCAUCAAGACUGAGCCAGGGGUCCUCUGUCUCGCAUCUGUGGCAGACAAACAGGACCAUCUUUCCCAGCAGCAACAUUUACUGCAUCUGGCUGUGAAACCAUGUGGAAAGGGGCCGUUGUUUGCUUCCUGCUUCUCCAGCUGACGGUUGCUGUGACAGGAGGCCGUCCAUGUUCUGCCAGGAAUUUUGGGCAUGGCUCGUUGGUGUGCGAAUGUGGGGCUAACUACUGUGACACCUUGGAGCCUGUCUCCCUCCUUCCUCUGGGUUCCUACGUCAAAUAUGAAAGCAACAAAGCCGGGUCGCGUGUGGAGCGCAGUGAAGGAGUCCUGCAUGAAGACCCUCCAGGAAAAGAAACCCUCACUCUGAAGAUCAAGACAUCCCAGAAAUAUCAAAAAAUUAAGGGCUUUGGUGGGGCCUUGACAGAUUCGGCGGCGAUCAAUAUCCUGGCGCUUUCUCCAAAGGCUCAGACAAAUCUCCUCAAAUCCUAUUUCUCAGAACAAGGGAUCGAAUACACCUUGGUCCGCGUCCCCAUGGCGAGCUGUGAUUUCUCCGUGAGGCUCUAUACGUACGACGAUUCGGAGGACGACUUUGAGCUGAAAAACUUCAGCCUGACGGAAGAAGACACCAAAAUGAAGAUCCCAAUCCUUCAGCAAGCCCAAGCGGUGGCCAAGAAGCCACUUGCCCUCUACGCCAGCCCUUGGACCUCCCCAGUGUGGAUGAAGACCAAUGGGGCCAUGACAGGCCGAGGGACCCUCAAGGGGAAGCCGGGAGACAGAUACCACAAGGCCUGGGCCAACUAUUUCAUCAGGUUCUUAGACGAAUACGCCAAGUAUAACUUGACUUUCUGGGCUGUGACGGCCGGGAACGAGCCAACGGCUGGCGACAUCAUCUUUUACCCCUUCCAGUGCCUGGGCUUCUCCCCUGAGCACCAACGGGACUUCAUCGCCCAAGACCUGGGUCCUGCCUUGGCCAACAGCUCUUACAAGGGCAUUGAGCUGAUCAUUCUGGAUGACCAGAGGAUGAUGCUCCCUUACUGGGCUGAAGUGGUUCUCAAGGACCCCGUGGCAGCCAGUUACAUCAAUGGAAUCGGCAUCCACUGGUAUUUGGACUUCCUGGCCCCCAUCGACUUGACUCUCUCUAUCACUCACCAUCUUUUCCCCAAGUAUUAUCUCAUCUCUACUGAGGCCUCUACAGGAUCAUAUUUUUGGGAGCCCCGUGUGGUGCUGGGGGAGUGGGACCGCGGCAGCAAAUACAGCCACAGCAUCCUUGCGAAUCUCAAUAACUACGUCACAGGCUGGACGGACUGGAACCUUGUCCUGGACAUGGAAGGAGGCCCCAACUGGAGCAAAAAUUAUGUUGACAGUCCUGUCAUUGUAGACGCAGCCAACGAUGUCUUUUACAAACAGCCCAUGUUUUAUCACAUGGCACACUUCAGCAAGUUCCUCCCGGAGGGAACCCAGAGAAUUGAGAUUCAGAGGAGCAAGUGGACCGACCUGGAAUAUUCAGCCUUCCUGCGUCCAGAUGGCUCGGCGGCCGUUGUUGUCUUGAACAGGUCCCACAAGGACGUCCCGUUUGUGAUCUCCGACCCUGGCGUGGGCCACAUCGAGGCCGUGUCGACUGCCGACUCCAUCCAGACCUACAUCUGGGAGCGGCCCAAGGAGGCGGCAUCAGAACCCUCCGCUCAGCAAUAAAUGUUCUGCGCCUGUGAGAUGGGUUGGCGUUAGCAGGGAGAAGGGGAGAUCAGGAUGCUGCAGGAGUCCUGGGGAUGGGUCUGGCAGCUCUGCAGGAAGGCCUGUAUGAACCAGGAACUGAACGGGGUGUUUUCUCUGCAACUGGUGUUGGAUAGGUUUAACGCUCUCAGUUUCAUCCAGAGAGCAGGGGUCAGCAAACUUUUUCAGCAGGGGGCCGGUCCACUGCCCAUCAGACCUUAUGGAGGGCCGGACUAUAUAUUUUUGGGGGAGGAAAUGAAUUAUUUUCUGUCCCCCACAAAUAACCCAGAGAUGCAUUUUCAAUAAAAGGACACAUUCUACUCAUGUAAAAACACGCUGAUUCCCGGACUGUCCCCGGGCUGGAUUUAGAAGGCGAUUGGGACGGAUCCGGCCCCCGGGCCUUAGUUUGCCUACCCAUGUGUUAACAUUACUGGACCCAAGCUAGCCAUGCCCAUUACUUCCAGUGGGUCUACUCUGAGGAGGACCAGCAUCGGCUGCAAAAAAUGCCUUAAGAUCUUUGACCUGAACGACGUUGCCGAACGACAGCUUCCAUCCAUGAGUGCGGCUGGUGGAAAGUGGAUUUGAACCAUGUUCCUGUCUCCCAGCUCCCAGCAAGCAUGCCCAAGGGAUGAUGGGAGUUGUAGUUCAGCAACGUCUCAAAACCCUGCACUGGCUAUAAAACACCAAGUUUUAUAAAACGCCUCUCCUUGCUAUUUGAGUUGCCAUUCGUUCCAUAGAGGGCUUUACCAUGCCCACCUCACGGGGCUGAUCGCUUCCUCCUAUCUCAGAUGUUUUCAUACAAUAAACCAGGUUUUUUUU
Podarcis raffonei (Aeolian wall lizard) is the source of this 2721-nucleotide messenger RNA. Its product is annotated as lysosomal acid glucosylceramidase-like. Gene Ontology annotation, biological process: glucosylceramide catabolic process. Gene Ontology annotation, molecular function: glucosylceramidase activity. The transcript is spliced from 11 exons. The record is from RefSeq and is a predicted model, not a curated record. NCBI's taxonomy places the organism in Eukaryota, Metazoa, Chordata, Lepidosauria, Squamata, Lacertidae. Bases 295 to 1884 code for a protein of 529 amino acids.